Messenger RNA from Medicago truncatula (barrel medic), 1490 nucleotides. RefSeq names its product glyceraldehyde-3-phosphate dehydrogenase, cytosolic. The transcript is spliced from 7 exons. Gene Ontology annotation, biological process: glycolytic process. The record is from RefSeq and is a predicted model, not a curated record. Gene Ontology annotation, molecular function: NAD binding; glyceraldehyde-3-phosphate dehydrogenase (NAD+) (phosphorylating) activity. The coding region runs from base 132 to 1058 and encodes 308 amino acids. Gene Ontology annotation, cellular component: cytosol. Lineage: Eukaryota; Viridiplantae; Streptophyta; Magnoliopsida; Fabales; Fabaceae.
GUCAGACACUUACUCAAGUUUUAACCAAUCCAGCCAACAAUACGUCACUCCAUUCACCGAUGGUUUGAUGGUACUCGCGAAGGUAUUUGAACAUAAGAUCAGUUAUAUGUACAUGUCUAUAUACAUGGCGAAUGAAUACUUUAAAAUGGGGUCUGAUCAAGUGCCAGGUUUAUUUUGUUCCGUUCAUCAAGAAAGUCACCUAUUAUGGGUCCUACUCCUGUGCCAUUCUUUCAAAUCCUCAAUUCUCAAUAUUUUCAACUCCCUGGUAUCAAACCCCCAUGGCAGGGCCUUCCAAAACUACAAUUCCCAAUAAAAUUCCAUGGCCCACUCCAGGGACCCCAUUGAUCUUGCACGAGACUCGUGAAGGCAAUCAAGCAAUGAUUAGUUCGUGCUGCUUGCAGAAGGUUACUGAAUCGGCCUUCGGUGCAGCAAUCAAGGGUGGUGCCAAGGUCAUAAUUUCUGCCCCUAGUAAGGAUGCUCCCAUGUUUGUUGUUGGUGUUAACGAGAAGGAAUACAAGCCAGAGUUUGAUAUCGUCUCCAAUGCUAGCUGCACUACCAACUGCCUUGCACCACUUGCAAAGGUUAUUAAUGACAGGUUUGGCAUUAUUGAGGGUUUGAUGACCACUGUUCAAUCUAUCACUGCUAGCCAGAAGACUGUUGAUGGGCCAUCAGCCAAAGACCGGAGAGGUGGAAGAGCUGCCUCAUUUAACAUCAUUCCUAUCAGCACUGGAGCUACUAAGGCUGUUGGCAAAGUGCUUCCUGCUCUGAAUGGAAAGUUGACUGGAAUGGCAUUCUGUGUCCCAACUGUAGAUGUCUCAGCUGUUGACCUUACAGUGAGGCUCGAGAAGGCUGCCACCUAUGAUCAAAUCAAAGCUGCUAUCAAGGAGGAGUCCGAGGGCAACUUGAAAGGAAUCCUUGGUUACACCGAGGAUGAUGUUGUCUCCACUGACUUUAUCGGUGAUACCAGGUCAAGCAUCUUUGAUGCCAAGGCAGGAAUUGCCUUGAACGACAAUUUUGAUAAGCUUGUCUCUUGGUAUGACGAGUUGGGUUACAUGUAAUCUUCAGUCUCUGACCUUUCAUAUGAUUGAUGUUUGUUAUCGCUCAUUAUCGCAACAUCUUCAUCGCUUGUAAACUGCGUUGAUUAGCUUAUCUUGAUGUACAAACCUUACUAAAACAAAGUAAGAUGCUGAAUUCCUGCUAAAGAAGUAUGUUUGGAGUUGUGAAUCCACGUGUUCCCUAUUCAAGAAUCUCUACAAUUAAGGUUUCCCCGUCUAGCAGUUUGAUUGAAGUUGAACGGAAUAUUAUUUUUGUGAAAACAAUUUAUGCCAUUCAGAUCAUAUGUCGAUUUUAAUAUGAAAGUUGACUAGUUGAGUAUAAUGAGUCUUUGUUGGGGGGAAAAAGAUGUGUUAUUAUGUGUAUACAUUUGUAUUAUUAAACUAUAUAUAGAGUGCUUUUAAAUCAAAUUAGCGUUUCUACUGGAGUUUAUUUUU